Molecule: messenger RNA, 1173 nt
Organism: Setaria italica (foxtail millet)
Lineage: Eukaryota; Viridiplantae; Streptophyta; Magnoliopsida; Poales; Poaceae
Product: protein FAR1-RELATED SEQUENCE 5-like
Exons: 2
Coding region: 1-1173 (390 amino acids)
Source: RefSeq, a predicted model, not a curated record
AUGGAGGCAGAAGGGUACGUUAGCCUGGAGGAAACUAAAGAAUAUAAGUGUAUUGUAGAUCAGACUUUUAUGAGGGAGGAAGAUUUCUAUGAGUUUUACAAUGAUUAUGCAUACCAUAAAGGGUUCAGUAUCAGAAAGGGCAGAGUUAGGUACAAGACAGGCACCAAAGAGGUGAUAUGGAGAAGACUCAUGUGCUCCUGUGAAGGAUAUAGAUCUGUUAAGUACUUUGAAAGGAUGGAUCAAAAAAGACAGCCGCGUGCCCUCACCCGUUGUGGAUGCACUGCUAGGCUUGAUGUGGAGUGGAGUGAAAUUAUUGGCACCUGGUAUGUGAAGGACUUUGUGGAUGUCCAUACACAUGCCCUUGCAAAACCAGAGCAUGUUUUUGUUUUGCGGUCUCAUCGAGGGCUUAAUGAUCCUCAGAAAGCGGAGGCAGUAGAACUGGGACUAGGUGGGCUGCGUCCAUUUCAGAUCAUGGACGUAAUGGAGGCCAGCCACGGUGGUCCAUGGGAGACUGGAUUUCUUUCGCAGGACUUGUACAAUUUCUUUUCAAGGUACAAGAAGGGAAAGGUUGAAGGAAGCGAUGUAGAAUUUGUGUUGAAUCAUAUGCGUCAGAUGCAAGAGAAAGAUCCGGAGUUCUUUUUCACAUUUAGUGUGGAUGCACAAGGCAGGUUGAAGAACCUAUUUUGGUCGGAUGCACAGUCGCAGAUAGACUAUGGUGUUUUUGGAGACGUCGUUGUAUUCGACAGCACUUACCGAGUGAACCGGUACAAUCUUCCGUUUGUCCCUUUUAUAGGAGUUAACCAUCAUCGAAGCACAGUUGUCUUUGGUUGCGGUAUUUUAUCGGAUGAAACUAUCUUGUCAUACGUGUGGCUCCUCGAGGCUUUACUGGAGGCAAUGCACCAGAAGCAUCCAAAAUCCUUAAUUACUGAUGGGGACGCAGCGAUGAUGAGAGCUAUUGAGAUUGUCAUGCCUGAUGCAGAUCACAGAUUGUGCAGUUGGCACAUAGAGCAGAACAUGCUGAAACGGUUCCGUGGUUCGAAGCUCAAGGAUUUCAGGAAGUUCAUAUACCAUGCAAUGGAGGAGGGUGAAUUUGAUAGGCUUUGGAGAGAGUUUAGAGAUCUUCACACCAACUAUAUUCCAGAAAGUGAGCUUCCAGAUAAAAAAAUCAAGUAA